Molecule: messenger RNA, 1557 nt
Organism: Ananas comosus (pineapple)
Lineage: Eukaryota; Viridiplantae; Streptophyta; Magnoliopsida; Poales; Bromeliaceae
Exons: 2
Coding region: 101-1132 (343 amino acids)
Biological process (GO): translation
Cellular component (GO): ribosome
Molecular function (GO): structural constituent of ribosome; 5S rRNA binding
Source: RefSeq, a predicted model, not a curated record
AAUUUUAGUUAAAAAAAAAGGGCCUUAGGACGGGGAUCAAUGGCGCGAUUUACCGUUUUCAAAUUGAGUCGUUUUGAGAAAAACUCAGAGCGAAGCGAACAUGGCGCGACAGCUCCUCUUAGGAGCGCGGCGAAUCCUCCCCUCGUCGUCACCAAACCCAUCCCCGCUCCUCUCGAAGCUUGUACGCGCUCUCUCCUCUAAACCCUCGCCCACGCCGAUCUCACAUGGCGAUCUCCCCCAACCCUCGUUCCACCCCCGCACCAUCCAAUUCCCCCAAAUCGUUCCCCCUCGCGGUGAAACCCUAACGAGCGGAUUCGCCAUCGAGCUCGUCGAUUCCGAUCUCUGGGGCGUCUCGUUCGGCGUCGCCGAAGCAUCGGAUCGCUUCACCGCCGCCGACGAUGCGCUCUCCGAUGGCUCUCCGGUUGAGGAGGGAGAGGCCUCUGAUUUCGACGACGAGAUCGAGGAUUUGAGGCUGCGGAAGAAGUUGUUCUACAAAUUGGAUAAAGGGUCAAUAGAAUUCGAAGAGAAUAACUUCGAUUUUCACCGGAAGAAGAGGCUGUUGAUUAGGAAAACUGGUCGUGAGAAGCGCACGCAAGGUGUUCGACAAAAUGAGUGUAACAAAUUGGAGAAGAAGAAGCCGAAUUCGAAGCCGUUAUUGGAUAAUAAUACUAAAAGUGAGGGAAAGGUGAGAACUUUGAUUGAGAAUGUUGAGGCUGAGGGCAAGAGCAAGAGGGUGCGGGUUCCGACGUUCAACCAAUCGACCGAUCCUUACCAUUUACCAUUCUGUCUCGAUAUCCACGUAACGAAAGGGUCCGUUAGGGCUUGUAUUGUCCACCGGGUCACCUGCAGGGUGGUUGCUGUCGCGCAUUCGAUCUCGAAGGACAUGAAGUUCGAUUUGGGUUCGAGGAAGGGUUCGAAGGCUUGUGCUGCUGUGGGGGCGGUUUUGGCUAAGCGCGCGAUCGAGGACGACAUCCACAAUGCGGUGUACACGCCUAGGAAGGGUGAUAAGAUAGAAGGGAAGAUAGAGAUCGUGCUUCGGGCUAUCACUGAGAAUGGGGUUGAUGUGAAGGUGAAGCUCAAGCAAAGAAGACCAGUGAAGAAAAUGCCGCCGCCUCCACUUGAUGCACCUUAACGAUAAUUAAAAGAUCCAGGUCCUCAGUGGUUCAUUUAUCAGUAGAAUAGAAGGUAUGGGCACUGAAAUGGAAACCAAGACAAAUGUUUUAAUUCCUCUUAGAUUCGAUUGAGAACAAAGCAGCCACUUCUUCAACGAGGCGGCAUGUAAAAAGUAAAAACUUACAAAUGUGUAAAAAUUAUCACAUAUCUCAGGAAGUUAUGGAGGGUGGAUGCUCUCUCUCUCUCUCUCUCUCUCUCUCUCUCCAAUCCAAAAUUUGCCGCAUCUUCAAUUGUAAGAAAGGGAUUGUAAGGGGGGCACUAAACAUGAGGGCAAGGCUGGAGAACAGCAAAGGGCGCAUGAACGUGGUGACUUGUAAUCUGCUGAUCAAGUGCUUCUGCAGGAAAGGGAAGAUGGUGGAAGGUAAUGAGCUUUUGAGUGAGAUG